Molecule: messenger RNA, 1551 nt
Organism: Scutellospora calospora
Lineage: Eukaryota; Fungi; Glomeromycota; Glomeromycetes; Diversisporales; Gigasporaceae
Source: the annotation of a GenBank genome assembly
AUGUCAUUAUCAUUAUCUUUUACGUCAAGUAAUAAAUUAAGUCGUGAAGAUUAUCGCCGUCAAAAAGAUCUUGAAGCGGCAAGAAAAGCUGGUACCGCACCUGCAGAACAAGAUGAAGAAGGAAAAGAUAUUAAUCCUCACAUUCCCCAAUACAUUGCCAAAGCACCAUGGUAUUUAGACACUGGACGACCAACUUUAAAACAUCAGAGGAUUCUUGAUGAGUCAGAAACAAAAGAUAAAGAUAAUUCUCAAUGGUAUGCGCGUGGCCUUCGCGCUGGUCCUGCGGUGACGAAAUAUAGAAAAGGUGCCUGCGAAAAUUGCGGUGCCAUGACACACAAAACAAAAGAAUGCAUGGACCGUCCAAGGAAAACUGGUGCAAAAUGGACCGGUCAAGAUAUAAAAGCUGAUGAAAUAAUUCAAGAGAUUGAUUUAGAUUAUGAUGCUAAAAGAGAUCGAUGGAAUGGUUAUGACCCUUCUGAACAUUCAAAGAUUUAUGAAGAAUAUGAAAAAAUUGAGGAAGCUCGGCGUAAAAUGAAAGCUAAUGAACUUGAUAAACAAAGUACAACUGAACUUGUUAAAAAGACUGGUGAUCGUAUUGCUGCUGAAUUUUCAAGUGAAGAAGAGGAAGAUGAUGAAGACAAAUAUGCUGAAAAGUCUGAUAUGCCUGGACAGAAAGUUAAUACAAAAACAAGAACGACUAUUAGAAAUUUGAGAAUUCGUGAAGAUACUGCCAAAUACUUGAGAAAUUUGGAUAUAAAUUCUGCUUAUUAUGAUCCUAAAACUCGCUCUAUGCGUGAUAAUCCAAAUAAAGAUAUAGGUGCCGAAGAUAGUUUUUACGGUGGUGAUAAUUUUGUACGAUAUACUGGUGAUGCCCCAAAUAUGGCAAAUCUUCAGCUUUUUGCAUGGCAAGCUUAUGAAAAGGGCACUGAUGUUCAUUUACAAGCAAAUCCUACUCAAGGUGAACUAUUACAUCGAGAAUAUCUUCAAAAAAAAGAGAAGCUUAAAGAUACUAGCAAAGAUUCAAUUUUGGCUAAAUAUGGUGGAGAAGAGCAUUUGAAUGCCCCACCAAAAGAAUUGUUAUUAGCUCAAACUGAACAAUAUGUUGAAUAUUCAAGAACCGGAAGAGUAAUAAAAGGUCAAGACCGAGCUGCUGCAAAUUCAUCCAAUCUCUUGACAUCUUCCGAACUUAAGGAUGAUGAGUCUUCAAAUAAAAAAUCACUUGUUGAAAUCCACGUCGAAAAUAUGAAAAAAUCUAAAUCUAAAAACGUUGAUGACACGAAUAAGCAUCUAAAACGUAAAAAUCUUGGUGAGGGUGAUAUUCAAUUAGACGUUAAAAAACUUAAAAAAGCAUUGGAUGAAGAAGAUAAACGAAAUAAACGAAAGAAAGUCGAUCUUAACAUUGACGAUAGAAAACGGCCUUAUAAUAGUGCUUACAUGGGUGGUCACGAUAAAGUUGAUUGUGAAAUUACUGAAGAGGAGUUAGAAGCAUAUCGAAUGAAAAAACAAUCUUAUGAAGAUCCCAUGGCAAAUUAUGUUGAUGAAGAGAUUUAA